ACAAUUCAUCUUAUGUUGGGCAAAUUAUAGAUCAAGGGAUAAGCACAAGCCUUAUAAACCUGAAAUGAGGUAGUAGCAUUCUAGUGGCAAGAAAGUCAUCUUCCAUCAUGCCCCCAAGCCUUGUCUUAAUGAUCUUUGAAUGGGAAAGCACUCGUUCAACUUUUGGUAUGAAACCCAUAGACCAUAGUAACAAGCAAACAAAGCAUCUACCAAUCAAGUACAUAUGUGAAUGUGCAAGUAUGUUACAAACAUUCUUACCACUCUUCCACUGAAUGAAUAUUUCGUGUAAUGUUAUGUGAGAAGUAUUUGCUGAAUUUGACAUCGGAAUUAUUUAUGUAAAUCUUUUACUUCUGGAAGGAGAAUGUACGAUGCUGUCUUUCAGAUCUUUCAAAGCAGCAGUUCUUUGGAGCUAACCAUUGCAAGUUUCCAUCUCUUAAUGGAGCUGGGCAAGCAAUAUCCAAGAGUAUAUUUGACAAAUUUUGGUUCCCAUCCAACUCUAGUUAUAGUUAAAGAGUCAUGGUCACCAUUUCUCCUUGGCAACAAUGUAGCUUCUGGUGAGAUUGGGAGAAACACCAGUCGCUCAGAUCAUCUCUUUGAUUCUUUGAGAUUUUCUUUGUUGACCGAGGCUAUGGUUGAAGCAUCGAAUGACACAGGUGCUAAUAGUGGGCUUAAGCAUAUAGAGAACAUGGUGCUGUUCCAAUAUCUCGUUCGCACACUUGAGGCUGAUUUUAUACCUCGUCAUAUUGCAUAUAAAGAGUCAUUAGACUGGGUGAUCAUCAGGGAAUCUGUUUUAAACGUGCUUCUGGGAUCGCGAAAACUGGUAUUCAAAAUGUUUGUCAAGAACUGCAUAUCACUUCUGAACCAACAUCAGCGUGAAAUUGAAGAUGACAUAUCUUCUAAAUCAGCAUCUGAUUUAGAUUCUUCCUUAACCUUUUCAUUGCUUGAGUUUGAAAGAGAAGCGCUUAUAUCCGUGAAAAAACUUUUCAUUAUGGUUAUAAACCUUGACUUGAUUAGGAAAGAAGCAGACAAAUUGGGCCUGACUUCAAGGGCUGAUGGCCUCAGGAAUCCUAUCCUGGAAGUUAUUCUAGAGGAGCUAACUUACAACACAAUCUACUUAUCCCCAUUUCUUUUGGCCUUCACGGAGUGGAAGUGGAAAUUGCAGAUUAUCCUGCUGUACUUCUCAAGAUAUCAAGUUAAGUCUGCAGUACGUGCUCGGAGGUCAAAUAAUUCUCAACAAGAUUUGACAGUGGAAAGCGCUCUGAGUAUGUUUUCAACAGAAGCAAGCGCAAAGGCCAUGGUUAAGAUGAUGUGUCCAGAAGUUGCUCAGCUUCUCUUAGCACAUGCAUACCAGGUCUGCCUAUCCGUUGAUGGUGAUUCUAGCGAAGCUAAUGAUGCAGCAAAAAUGAUGGGAGCGUCUCUUCUCGAGAUAUCUUGCAAGUUUGUGUCGGCUUUCCAGAAUCUGAGAAAAAUCAACACGAACAUUCAGAUUUCACAGUUUGAGAAAGAAGCUUUGUUCACUGCAGCAACGCUGACAAGAAAACUGCAGAAUGAGUGAAGAUUGGAGACUUGAAGUAUUCAUUUUGGAUUUUGGAGACUUGGAAGCGAUGGGAUCAAAUGGUUUAUCUUAAGAGAACGAUGGAUCUUUGUCUCGUCUAUUGUACGGCAAAGUAUGUUGCCUGUGUAUAUAUAUUUCAGUUAUCUAUUUCCUCUGUAGUAGAGUAUCCGACCCUGACGUAAAGAACUGAAGCAUCUGGGCUGCUCAUCUCGGGGCAGAUAUCAAAUUCACUUGGUUUUCUGCUCGGCAAAUAUGUACUACUGAAGAAUGCUGGUUUCGUCUUAAGAUGGUAACCAAGCAAACCAGCCCGGGUGAAUCUACGCUUAAAAAUAUGUCUAUGUCUAUGCG
Messenger RNA from Triticum dicoccoides, 1903 nucleotides. RefSeq names its product negative regulator of systemic acquired resistance SNI1-like. Bases 362 to 1555 code for a protein of 397 amino acids. Gene Ontology annotation, cellular component: Smc5-Smc6 complex; nucleus. Gene Ontology annotation, molecular function: transcription cis-regulatory region binding. Gene Ontology annotation, biological process: DNA damage response; negative regulation of DNA-templated transcription; negative regulation of systemic acquired resistance. The transcript is spliced from 13 exons. NCBI's taxonomy places the organism in Eukaryota, Viridiplantae, Streptophyta, Magnoliopsida, Poales, Poaceae. The record is from RefSeq and is a predicted model, not a curated record.